UUACUGUUUUCUUAAAAUAUAUAUUUCGAAAAUUGAUUAUCGAUAUGCUUUGACUCAGUUAUGACCAUCACUUCUUCUUCAAUUUUUUAUUUUAUUUUUCUAUUGACAGUAUGUUUCGAUACUCAAAAUCAAUUAAUGGUUAGGAACUACCGUGAUGAUGAAAUAAAAGUUUUGAAUUUGACAAAAUAACAUUAGUUUUAACUUGUUUUGAAUGUUCUAUCAUACUAUUUGUGGGCAAGAAACUGGUAGUAGCAGCAGAAUCUGAAUAGGAAUGGAGUAUAUGUGCCUUUUGGUCGCCUUCUGUGCGAUUGCGAUCUUAGGGUUUGUCUUUGUAGUGUUUUUUGAAGCAUACAAGAGAAGAAACAACCAUCAACAUAUUGAAGUUCCAGCUAUUUUUGAAGAUCCUAAUUCAUUGAAACAGGUUCCUUGCCCACAUAUUGUUGAUCCAGCCACAAAGUAUAUUUCAUUGAUUAUUCCUGCAUUCAAUGAGGAGCAUAGGCUUCCAGGAGCUCUUGAUGAAACUAUGAAUUAUCUUCAACAGCGUACUUUAAAGGAUUCUUCAUUUACAUAUGAGGUAGUAAUUGUUGAUGAUGGGAGUACCGAUGAAACAAAAAGAGUAGCUUUUGAAUUUGUGAAGAAAUACACAGUAGACAAGGUAAGGGUCAUCCUUCUAGGAAGAAACCAUGGCAAAGGAGAAGCAAUCAGAAAAGGAAUGUUGCAUUCACGUGGUGAACUACUUCUCAUGCUUGAUGCCGAUGGAGCAACUAAGGUCACAGACCUAGAAAAGCUUGAAAAUCAGAUUCAUGCUGUUGCCAAAAGCGAAUAUCACCAGGGAGAUUCAAGCAAUUGUGAUCCUAGAUUUAGAAUUUCUGAUGUCCCAGUUGCUGUAUUUGGUUCAAGAGCUCAUCUAGAGGAAAAAGCUUUAGCUACAAGGAAGUGGUACCGCAAUUUUUUGAUGAAGGGCUUCCAUCUUGUGGUUCUCUUGGCUUCUGGUCCUGGAAUUCGUGACACACAGUGUGGUUUCAAGAUGUUCACAAGGGCUGCAGCUAGGAAGCUUUUUUCAAAUGUCCGCUUAAAAAGGUGGUGCUUUGAUGUUGAAUUAGUCUUUCUAUGCAAAAGGUUUAAGAUCCCAAUUUCGGAAGUUUCUGUGAAUUGGUCUGAGAUUCCAGGAUCCAAGGUCAAUCUUCUGAGUAUACCUAACAUGCUUUGGGAGCUUGUGCUCAUGUCUGUGGGGUACAGGACCGGUAUGUGGAGAAUUUCUAAUUCUACUUGAGCUACCAUGAUCAAGAAAGGGAACAUUUUCCUAUCAAACGAAGAGUCAUCUGUUGCUCGAGGGAACAUGUACUCUCAUACCGGACUCAGGGGACAAUAACGUGAUAUUAAAAGUUUUUGGGACUGACCACAACCUUCCAGUUAUGCCGUUGAGUUUUGGGACAUGGAGGCCUUCUGCUUCUUUGUUUUUCUAGUUUUGCGAUUUGUACUAGGUAAAAAUAUACUCAACUAAUUAUUCUGUUACUUUUGACUGGGAAUAGUUUUUAAUCACACACAUUGGUUGUAUUUUUCUUA
This is a messenger RNA of Vigna angularis (adzuki bean), 1566 nucleotides long. RefSeq lists its product as uncharacterized. Gene Ontology annotation, cellular component: endoplasmic reticulum membrane. The transcript is spliced from 11 exons. The record is from RefSeq and is a predicted model, not a curated record. Bases 272 to 1273 code for a protein of 333 amino acids. Lineage: Eukaryota; Viridiplantae; Streptophyta; Magnoliopsida; Fabales; Fabaceae.